Messenger RNA from Dipodomys spectabilis (banner-tailed kangaroo rat), 2713 nucleotides. It is a transcript of the gene Carhsp1, whose product is annotated as calcium regulated heat stable protein 1. Bases 213 to 656 code for a protein of 147 amino acids. Gene Ontology annotation, molecular function: mRNA 3'-UTR binding. Lineage: Eukaryota; Metazoa; Chordata; Mammalia; Rodentia; Heteromyidae. Gene Ontology annotation, biological process: regulation of mRNA stability. The record is from RefSeq and is a predicted model, not a curated record. Gene Ontology annotation, cellular component: cytoplasm. The transcript is spliced from 4 exons.
UAUUUUGGCGAUGGAGUGAAGACUUUGCUACCUAGGCUGGCCUUGAACCUCAGUCCUCCAGAUCUUCAGCUGCCCCCUGAGUAGCUAGGAGUGCAGGCGUGACCCCUGGUGCUCAUCAGCUCAUUCACCUUGCCAUCUUGUUGCACCACUGUGCUAGAAGGAGGCUGGCGACUGCCGGAGGAGCCCAGAGCCGGUGCCUGAGCUGGUCAGCCAUGUCAUCUGAGCCUCCCCCGCCGCCACAGCCCCCCACGCAUCAGGCCCCGGUCGGGCUGCUGGACACUCCUCGGGGCCGGGACCGGUCACCUUCUCCACAUCGGGGCAACGUGGUCCCCAGCCCUCUGCCCACCCGCCGGACCAGGACCUUCUCCGCGACGGUGCGGGCAUCCCAGGGCCCUGUCUACAAAGGAGUCUGCAAGUGCUUCUGCAGGUCCAAGGGCCAUGGCUUCAUCACCCCAGCUGACGGCGGCCCCGACAUCUUCCUGCACAUCUCUGAUGUGGAAGGGGAGUACGUCCCGGUGGAAGGCGACGAGGUCACCUAUAAGAUGUGCUCCAUCCCACCCAAGAACGAGAAGCUGCAGGCUGUAGAGGUGGUCAUCACUCACCUGGCACCGGGCACCAAGCAUGAGACGUGGUCGGGGCAUGUCGUCAGCAACUAGGGGACCCGCACGACCCUUCUCCCGGGUUUGGGGGAGACUUUGGGGGGAGGAGGAGGCAGGGCUACCCCGGCCAUGACGACAAUUCUAUCAUGCGAUGGGGCUUCCAGUUGGGACGCGGCAUUCCUGGAGGAGGAGAGGGGAAUGGGGGAGGGUAGGCAUGGGGGGUGGAGAGGGGCUUGGCGGCCACCAGCACAGCCUCCCGUCAUCGCAACACGCUCUCCCCACCUGAAAAGCAUUAAAAGCAUUUAAAAAGGAGAGGCGCCCCCUGGUGGCUGAGUGGAAGGGCCACCCUGCUCCCCCUAGCUCUGGGGUGGGUCCCUGGUAGUAUUUUCCUAGCUGUUGGGCUCAGCCCGCCCAUCCCCUCCUGUAAUUGGAGAUUCAAAAUCCUCAGGCCUGUGGCCUACUGAGACUUCCCCGGGGAAAUUCCUCGCGCCCCCCCCCCCCCCCCCCCCCGGGCUGUCUUUGGAAGGAGGGGCUUGGCUUUCAGUGCCUUUGUGGUAGUGUCACUGCCAUCUGGGACAAGUGUUCCCACAGGAGCGGAUUCCCAUCCUCCCCACCAUCCCCCCCAUCCCUGGGGCUAAUCGCUACUUUCUCUGAAACUUUGUCCCUUCGCUGUCUAGUUUCUGGACACCUGCAGUUGUCCCAGGCCCGCCCAUUCAGGUGGGGAUGGAGAUGGGUGCAGGGCGGCAUUCUGGGAAAGGGAGGUCUUUUGUUUAAACACAGAACUUUUCUCUGGCGGGCAUGGUGAUUCAUUUGUGUUAAUUCCAGCACUUGGGAGGCUGAGGCUGGAGGACCGGAUGUUUAAAGGCCAAGCUGGGAUACACUGAUCUUGUCUCAGAAAAACAAGGGUUUGGGGGUGUGGUUCAGUGGAAGAGUGUUGCUGAAUAUUCCAGAAGCCCUGGGUGCCAUCCCCAGCACCACAAAAGAAGACCUUGGUCUGCACCCAUCCUUCCAGAAAGACUGUGCAUUCCGCUUGUAGUCAGCCUUGGAAAGCGAGAAAUUGAUGGAGAAAUGGACGUUUGGUGAGGGUUGCGAUGGAGUUCUUUCACACUGGUGUUAAGAAAUGCUUAUAGAUCCUUUUUAAAAAAGUGAUCCUGGAGCCUGGCUUCCUCCUCAAGAAGAAAACCUGAUCGUUUUCAUUUCCUUUGAUAUUGGGAGCUUGAACCCAGGGUCUUUUGCGCUGGUUUUUGUUUUUGUUUUUUUCAUUUUCUUUUUUAAGCAGUCACCCAGAGCUGGCUGUUUGCACCUGGCAGCGACAGUGUGGGAUUCCGUAGUUAGUUCCAGUGUGUGCAUGCUUAUGGCUUUCUUUGCUGUGUGCUUUGGUUUUCAUUGGGAUUUAAAAAUAGCAAUCAUUGGGGCAAUCAACAGUCCGUAUGUAGUCAGGAAUGCUUGACAGCACCGAGAGGUGGGUCUUGAAGCCAGGCUGAUGAUCUGGCCAGGAUAGGCAAAAGCCCAACUGAUCUGGGCAGCCACACGGGCUGCGUGGAGGGUCUACUCGUGGAUGCCGUUGGUCGUUCUAGCCCUGUGGGGCGAAGACUAGACAUCAUUUGCCAGGGAUACUUAUUUGAAGUAGGGGGAUGAGUGUGUGUGUGUAGCCACAGCCAUUCAGUUAUAGAUUGUUUUGUCACUGGCCGUGCACCGUGGGGUGGCCAGGUCAAAGGUGGUCCCCUUUCCCGCUGGUGUUGGCUUCCUCUCCCCUGUGUUCCCAGGGGCCUGGCCACUGAGUACACGGCACAAUUCCCAAGCCCCUGGCUUCUCAACGUCUCUGGAUGGCUGUCCUGGCUCAGGCGUGCUGGCUGGCUGGCUGGCGGCCGGCUCUGCCCCCACGGUGACCGCUGGAUUCUCUCACUUGGCAGAAUCCUUUGUAUAAAGGGCUUUCUGUGCGGCCACAUCUUUUCAGUUCAGGAACGUUCUGGAACUGCAAGCUUUGAGAGCUGAAAGGGACCUGCUAUCCCCUCAGUCUCAGUUUACGAAUGGAGAGGGACACAGGGUUAGUGACCGGGCUGCGCCUCCCGCCAGCCACCUUUCUCUAUUCAAUAAAGUCUGUUUUGCGCACA